Ochlerotatus camptorhynchus is the source of this 2086-nucleotide messenger RNA. RefSeq names its product LIM zinc finger domain containing stck (gene stck). The record is from RefSeq and is a predicted model, not a curated record. Gene Ontology annotation, cellular component: cytoplasm; focal adhesion; cell-cell junction. The transcript is spliced from 6 exons. The coding region runs from base 142 to 1719 and encodes 525 amino acids. Lineage: Eukaryota; Metazoa; Arthropoda; Insecta; Diptera; Culicidae. Gene Ontology annotation, biological process: cell-cell junction organization; cell-cell adhesion; positive regulation of substrate adhesion-dependent cell spreading.
AUUGUGACCGGUUUUUUUUUCAGAAAUGUGCUACGAAUUGAGUUCAGCGAACAGUGAUAUUUAGAUAACAGUUUUGUGUAUAUGAAGUGACAGUGUACAGCAUUCAUAUAGUCUAACUGCAGUGCAAACACAUUAGAAACGAUGAGUGGAUUAAAACUGAAACCCAUAGAGGACUCCAAACUAUACCAACGACGCACAACGUCCAAGGAAAAUCUUCUACACGGAUCUUCCAUGUCUCCGACCGCGGAUCAUCAAUACACUGCGAACACAAAUACUUAUGUUAACUUCCAUACCCUAGAACGCGCUUCCCAGGCGAACCAAAUGGGUCAGCUGGGAGAAAGGCUUUAUCAGAACAUACCGGAUCCGAUAAGGAAUGUACACUAUGUGAAUGGUGUUGGUAAUAUUUCGAAUAGUUCAAACGCAAGUCUUAAUCAUCCACAUUAUCGACAUUCUGAUGACAGUCGUCGCGAAUCAAGUGCACAAUCAUUUAAUGAAAUUCCCAGCAGCUCGGGAAGUAAUAUAAUUCGUGAUUUGAAAAGUUUAAAUUUCAAUACUGUUCAACAACGACAACCGCAGCAACGACCGGUGACAGGAGAGAGUGUUCGAUAUCCGACUGCAUCAAACGUAACUGCAACUCCGCCACGCAAGAUGGAAUUCAAGGACCAGGCUGGUCGAUCCAAUGUGGAAGUGAUAGGAGUUUCGCCGAAUAUGUCGCUCGGUACAAUGAUUUGUACUCGGUGCGACGAGGGCUUCGAACCGCACGAGCGAAUCGUAAACUCGAACGGCCAACUUUGGCACACUCAAUGCUUUGUCUGCGCCCAAUGCUUCCGCCAAUUCCAGGAUGGCAUUUUCUACGAAUUCGAAGGUCGCAAGUACUGCGAGAAGGAUUUCCAUAUCCUGUUUGCUCCCUGCUGUAACAAGUGCAACGACUUUGUCAUCGGUAGGGUGAUCAAGGCGAUGGCGGCCAACUGGCACCCGGAUUGCUUUACGUGCGAACGGUGCAGUAUCCCACUGGCGGAUUCGGGAUUCAUUCGCAAUCAGAACCGCGCUCUUUGUCAUGAUUGUAAUAAGUUGGAGAAAGAAGUGGGCUCAGGAAAGCACAUUUGCAACAAGUGCCAUGGUGUCAUCGAUGACACUCCGUUGCGUUUCAGAGGUGAAGUCUAUCAUGGCUAUCACUUUAAUUGCACGGCUUGUGGUGCCGAGCUGGAUUCGUCUGCACGAGAGGUCAAGAACCGAACCGGAUAUGCUGCGAACGAUAUGAACGAAUUGUACUGUCUGCGUUGCCAUGAUCGUAUGGGUAUUCCAAUUUGCGGUGCAUGCAGGCGUCCGAUUGAGGAACGUGUUGUGACUGCCCUGGGCAAGCAUUGGCAUGUUGAGCACUUCGUUUGUGCCAAAUGCGAAAAACCGUUUUUGGGACACCGUCAUUAUGAAAAACGUGGUUUGGCCUAUUGCGAGACGCACUACCAUCAGUUGUUUGGUAAUCUCUGCUUUGUCUGCAACCAAGUCAUUGGGGGUGACGUAUUCACCGCGUUAAACAAGGCUUGGUGUGUUCAUCAUUUCUCGUGUUCGAUUUGCGAUACUAAAAUGGAUCAAAAGUCAAAGUUUUAUGAGUACGAUGAGAAGCCGGUGUGCAAGAAGUGCUACGAGCGUUUUCCAAGCGAACUUAGACGUCGUUUGCGUAUGGCGCAUGAGAAUACUUUGAAAAAGAAUGUCAACUAGUAUUUUGUUUUACGAAAUUUGACUACGAAACUCGAUUUUGAACGGAAAUGAAUGUCUAUAUGCUUUACUAACUCUUAACUCAUACACUGACGGAACAUGUUUCCUAAACGUUGUAGCUAAGCACAAAUACUUAAAAAGUUAUAUCGAUGUUAAAAAGUAACUAUUGUGCCUUGAUCUUGAACGUUUUUAACGUCUCGGAAAUAAUGUUUAAAUAUAUUUCAAAGUAUUUUCUAAUUUGGUCUAACGUUUGUAUUGUUUGAUAAUCACAGAUAAUAAUGUAUCUUUAUUAACUGUCCUAAUUUCAAGUGUUUUACUGUAGUCUAAUCGUAAGUGGUAAUCUACGAGCAUUAUGUGUCAAAUUUUAGUC